Messenger RNA from Panthera uncia (snow leopard), 4197 nucleotides. RefSeq names its product CUB and zona pellucida-like domain-containing protein 1. The record is from RefSeq and is a predicted model, not a curated record. Lineage: Eukaryota; Metazoa; Chordata; Mammalia; Carnivora; Felidae. The coding region runs from base 1007 to 2833 and encodes 608 amino acids. The transcript has 9 exons. Gene Ontology annotation, cellular component: cell surface.
UCUGUGUUUGCUCACCUUUCAUCUUUCUCAAUUGCACCCCAAUAUCGCAUCCUCCCUGCACUCUAUCCCAUCACCCUGUUUCAUUACGUUCAUAGUACCUCUCACUAUUUGUAAUUUACUUUGUUUGUUGUCUGUCUCCUCCACUUAGAGAAUAAGUUCCAUGAGGGCAGGGACUGUGUUUCUCACGUUCAAUUAUGAAUCCCCAGGCCCUAGAGCAGUAGCCAACAAAUAAUUGUUGAAUAAAUGAAUGAAUGAAAACAGGGAAGACCCAUAUACAAGCUCCCUGUGAGCACAACUUCCUGAUGUCACAGGCGCUGGCCUUGCCACUGCAGCACCCAUCUCACCUUGGACGACAGGAUUCCUUUCUGUCAUUUGUAAAACAGUGCCAAGGGGACUUUAAUUCACCUGCUUCAGCCUCUCUGGACAUAACGGUUUGAGUUCCUGAAGCCAAACCUGCACCUGUACUUUCUUUUUGCUCCCCACCCUGUACCAGCUCUUCCUCUCCCUCUGUGUCAGCACCCCGACAGCCGUCAGAGUGACCUAGGUGGACCCACACUUUGCCCAGGUGCCACCCACCUCCCCCAGCUGAUCCUUUGACUUCAAUUGGAGGAGAAGAGCGGUGAAGUCUUACGAUAUCAGCAGUGCUACCUGCUUCGUGAUCUGAACAAAUAACAGGGAGAAGGCUCAACUCUAACUCGGUGCCAUGAUGAAUUACUCAGUGCCUGCUGCGUGCCGGGGGCUGGAGAUCCCCUGCGAGGAAGUUUUUAGCUAGGAACUUUCUGUAAGCUUUCCAGGAAUGAGCCGGAGAGGGAACACUCAAGCUGGGGAUUGCUGAUAAUACACCAGUCACACAGCUGCUCCAUUCCCACAUAAAUUUAGUCCUUGGCUGGUCACACUGACACAUUUCCCUGAAGGUGGCCAGAGGGCUCAUGAAGCCAGCCGGUUAUGAAACACCGAGAAGUAUAAAAGCCUGCUAGCCCUCUGGGCUGUUUUUCCCCUGACAAAGAUGGAGGCUGUGAGCAGGCUUGUCCCCUUGGCCCUUUUCAUCGUGCCGUGUUUGGCAGAGUUCAACUGGACCAAGUCUGAAGGCAAAUCUAGCUGCCGGGCCACUGUGGGAGGCACCAGCCAAUCGGAUGCCCAUAGAGCCCUAAUCCUGCAACUCAAUCCCAAUGAGGACUGCACCUGGACACUAGAAAAACCAGAAAACAAAAGCAUCAGAAUCAUUUUUUCCCACUUCCGGCUGGAUCCCAGUGGAGGGUGUAAAAAUGAAAACAUUAAAGUUUUUGAUGGAAACUCUACCAAGGGGUCUGUGCUCGGGAAAGUCUGCAGUAAACAUGACUACGUUCCUGUUUUUGAGUCAUCAUCCGAUACGUUAACGGUUCAAAUAGUCACCGAUUCUGUAAGAAUGCAAAGAACUGUCUUCAUCUUCUACUACUACUUCUCACCCGGCAGCUCUAUUCCAAACUGUGGUGGUUACUUGGAUGCCUCCGAAGGAUCCUUUACCAGCCCCAAUUACCCAAAUCCACAUCCUGCACUGGCUUAUUGUGUGUGGCACAUACAAGUGGAGAAAGGUUACAAGAUAAAAUUACACUUCAAAGACAUUUUCAUAGAAGUGGACGAAUACUGCAGAUUUGACUUCAUUGCCGUUUAUGAUGGCUCCUCCACCACCUCUGGCCUGCUUGGACAAGUGUGUGGCUACGUGAAGCCCACCUUUGAAUCCUCGUCGGACUCGCUGACCGUUGUGCUAUCUACAGAUUACGCCAACUCCUACCGAGGCUUCACUGCUUCCUACACUUCAGUUUACGCGGGAAACGUCAACACUACAUCCUUAACUUGCUCCUCAGACAAGAUGAGAGUUAUCAUUAGUAAAUCCUACCUGGGAUUAUUAAAAUAUAGUGAGAAUAACUUACAACUAAAUGACCCAACUUGCAGACCAAAGAUAUCAAAUGUGGUGGAAUUUUCUAUUCCUCUGGAUGGAUGCGGUACAGUCAAAAAGGUAGAAGAUCAUUCAAUUACUUACACCAACAUAAUCACUCUCAUUCCGUCCUCCGCAUCGGAAGUGAUCACCCGCCAGAAGCAUCUCCAGAUUGUUCUGAAGUGUGAAAUGGAACGUAAUUCUACUGUGGAGAUGAUGUACAUAACAGAAGAUGACAUAAUACAAAAUCAAAAUGUGCUGGGCAAAUAUAACACAAGCAUGGCUCUUUUUGAAUCCAAUUCAUUUGAAAAGCCUCUGCUGGAGUCCCCAUAUUAUGUGGAUUUGAACCAAACUCUUUUUGUUCAAGUCAGUGUCCACACCUCGGAUCCAGAUUUGGUGGUUUUUCUUGAUACCUGUAUUGCCUCUCCCACGUCUGACUUUGCAUCCCCAACCUAUGACCUCAUCAGGAGUGGAUGUAGUCGAGAUGAGACUUGUGAGGUGUAUCCGUUUUCUGGACACCAUGGAAGAUUCCAAUUUAAUGCCUUUAAAUUCUUGAGAAAUCUGGGCUCCGUGUAUCUACAGUGUAAGAUUUUGAUAUGUGACAGUAGUGACCAUCAGUCUCGCUGCAACCAAGGCUGUGUCUCUAGAAGGAAACGAGACAUUUCUUCGUACAAAUGGAAGGCGGAUUCUGUCAUAGGACCUAUUCGUCUGAAAAGGGGUCAAAGUGCAAGUGGAAAUUCAGGAUUUCAGUAUCAAAUACAUGGAGAAGAAACUCAGAAUCAACCUUUCAACAGUCUGCAACUAUUUUUAUUCAUGGCCCUUGCUCUGAAUGUAGUGAUUGUGGCUACGAUCACAGUAAGGCAUUUUGUGAAGCAGAGAACAGACUACAAGUACCAGAAGCUGCAGAAUAUUAACUAACGGGUUCAGCCUUAAGUGAGACACGUUUCUCCUGAACACCAAAGGAAAUGCUACCCAUUAUGAAUAAAUUAGGGAGAGUCUCGUAAGAGUGAUGCACAGGUCUUGCUGUCAUUGUGGUCAGAGUGUGCUGCCUUGCAGGGUGGUUGAAAUGAGCGAACAUUAUGUAAGUUAGGUCUCAUGAUAAAGACCUGAAGCCACCAAAAUAUUAAAUGAAUUGAAAGCAUCCUUUUUCACAAAGCACUUUCAGUAAAUAAUUAGGUGAAAGGAAAAAAAAAAAAAGACGUAAGUCUUCAGCAUUAGAUGUAUUUAUUUUCUAGAUGCAAAUGUGUUACCUUUUGAAACAUAUACGAACGUUAUAAUUUCUGAAACGAAGUGUGACAAAGAGAAUGACCAUCUUUUUUAUUCAUACACCUCACUAUUUUAAUGCGGAGUCUCAGCAUCUUACAACUUAAACACAUCUCAGAAAAGGGCUUUGGAAAGAAGACCCUGAUUAUCAUAGGCGAGACUUCUGUGUAGUUUCCAGGUUAAUGAAUUGAAACAACAGUUCUCCCAUUUCCCAUCAAACACCAAAGCCAAACAUACCUGUAGCAAGGCGGAGUCAGUUCUGACUUAAUACGUUCCUCUCUGCUGUGGCUGAACAAAUAUUAAAGACCUCAGUGUGAACCGACUUUACACGUACCGAACAUCAUAUUGAAUUCUUUGUCUUAGAUGCACAUUACAACUCUACCUCAUCACUCAGUACCACUGUGGUUUGGGUUCUGAUCUACAUCUAAAGAGGCAACCACAUUUCUGAAUGCCCAAAGACUUCCCUCCCGUACACAUGUAUCGGGUACACAGUAAUGCCCGGGGAAUAUACCACGAGUAAGACGCCAUCUCUGUUCUCACCGAACAAGUUUUUAGGAGCCUGCUGGGUUUCCAGAUCCAAAUCGAAAUGCAGCUUCCCCAUUUUCUCUUUAAUAUGUCCACGUGGAUCUUCUAAGCACUUCCCCCAAGUGGCCAUGCGGUUGGGUGCCCUCCGCAUUCCAUCAGUAUUGACAACCCGGAGCUACUGCAGAAGUUCUCUUCCAACCUAAUGUGAAAACACUCAGAACGUAAUCAGAACGGGCAAAUCGAAUUCAGAAAAACAGAACUUACAACCUGUCUGGGUGCUGGCCCGUCCACCAUCUUUCUGUCAGGAACCGAUUGAUUUUAUGCUGGUGGCCAGGCCUGGGGGCUUCUCAGGGGCACACCAGGCACAUAGUGUAAGACUAAGGCAAUUGUCAAAUGCUGUGACUCAGUAGACACUGUAAAAUUGUAUUACCAUGCAUCAAAAAACCUUUUGCAGAGCUAUUGAGCUAUACCAAGGCAUUAUAGGUAUAAAAUAA